CAGCUGCUAUAGCGUCCUGUUCUCCAGUCGUCUCCCGGCGUCCCGGCUCCUAGGCGACGGUACCCAAAGCCGGAGCCGCCACCGGAUCCCCGGUCUUGUAGGUGAUGUUCUCCAAGCUCUAAGGAAGAAGUCAAGCAAGGAUUGAGAGGGUCUGGAGAAGAGGCUUUCUUAAAUGAAGACAAUGACCAGAGAAAACUGGGCCCACAAUGCUCUGAGACAAGAGGGUCUUGUCAAAGGGAAGGACGAUACCUGGAAAUGGGGAACCAGCUUCCAAGGGAGCAGCUCCUCUGUUUGGGAGACCUCCCAUCUGCACUUUAGACAAUUACGAUACCAUGAGACAUCUGGACCCCAGGAGGCACUGAGCCGGCUCCGGGAGCUCUGUCGCCGGUGGCUAAGGCCAGAAGCACGCACCAAGGCCCAGAUCCUGGAGCUUCUGGUGCUGGAGCAGUUCCUGAGCAUCCUGCCUGGGGAGAUUCGGACCUGGGUGCAGAUCCAUCGCCCUGGGAGUGGUGAGGAGGCCGUGGCCCUGGUAGAAGAGCUGCAGAAAGAUCUUGAUGGACCAGCACUAAAAGUUCCAGUCCUUGUCCAGGACCAGGACACUCUCCGGGAGGGCAUACGCACUCUAGGAAGAGCACUUCCUCAGGCACCCACUGGUUGCCACAUUUCCGCUGAAAUUUGUCCAAAUCCUCUUCCUGACCCAGUGGUGUUCAGCCUCCAGGAUCCUCAACAUGAUUAUCCUGCCCCUGAAGCUUCUGUCCUUUCCCAGGAAGAGAACCCAAGAAAUCAAUUAAUGGCACUUAUGCUCCUAACAGCCCAGCCCCAGGAGUUGGUGAUGUUUGAGGAGGUAUCAGUAUGCUUCACUGCAGAGGAAUGGGCAUGUCUGGGCCCAAUUCAGAGGGCCUUGUAUUGGGAUGUGAUGCUGGAGAAUUAUGGAAAUGUGACCUCCCUAGAAUGGGAGACCAUGACUGAGAAUGAAGAGGUGUCUGCAAAGUCAAGCGUAUCUCAAAGAUCUGAUUCUCAGAAAGGAACAUCCAGAAGACCUCAAGGAGGUAUUCCCCAGGUCCUUGACUUUGAGAAAGAGUGUGCAUGGCAAGCUUUGGCCAGUCAGUGGGGAAAUGAAACAAGUGAAAGAGAUACACCGAAGAAAGGUUCCCUCCGUGAACGAGAGAGGAAGAAAAGGACUCUGCCAGGAAGACGAGGCCAAAAGGGGAAGGAAUUUGGAGAAAGCUUGAUUUUGAGUUCAGCUCUUUCUGAAAGUUUAAUGGGUACUGAAGGAAAGAAGUUUUAUAAAUGUGAUAUAUGUUGUAAACAUUUCAAUAAAAUCUCCCAUCUUAUAAACCACCGGAGAAUUCACACUGGCGAGAAACCUCAUAAAUGUAAGGAGUGUGGAAAAGGCUUUAUUCAGCGCUCAAGCCUUCUAAUGCAUUUACGGAACCACUCUGGGGAGAAACCUUAUAAGUGUAAUGAAUGCGGGAAAGCCUUCUCUCAAAGUGCUUACCUCCUAAACCAUCAGAGAAUCCACACUGGGGAGAAACCUUAUAAAUGUAAGGAGUGUGGAAAGGGCUUCUAUAGGCACUCAGGCCUUAUUAUACAUCUAAGGCGCCACUCUGGAGAGAGACCUUAUAAAUGUAAUGAGUGUGGGAAAGUUUUCUCCCAGAAUGCUUACCUCAUUGACCAUCAGAGGCUCCACAAAGGGGAAGAACCUUAUAAAUGUAACAAGUGUCAGAAAGCUUUCAUCCUGAAGAAGAGCCUCAUUCUGCACCAGAGAAUCCACUCCGGCGAAAAACCCUAUAAAUGUGAUGAAUGUGGCAAAACUUUUGCUCAGACCACUUACCUUGUUGAUCACCAGCGACUUCACAGUGCAGAGAAUCCAUACAAAUGUAAAGAAUGUGGAAAAGUUUUCAUUCGAAGCAAAAGCCUCCUUUUACACCAGAGAGUACACACGGAAACAAAGACCUUUGGUUGUAAAAAAUGUGGGAAGAUAUUCAAUUCUAAAUCAAACCUCAUUGACCAUAAGAGGAUGCAUAGCAGAGAGAAGCCUUAUAAAUGUACUGAAUGUGGGAAAGCCUUCACUCAGAGUGCUUACCUUUUUGAUCACCAGAGACUCCACAAUGGGGAAAAGCCCUAUGAAUGUAAUGAAUGUGGGAAAGUUUUCAUUUUAAAGAAAAGCCUCAUUUUACAUCAGAGGUUCCACACUGGAGAGAAUCUCUAUGAAUGUAAAGAUUGUGGCAAGGUCUUUGGUUCUAACAGAAACCUGAUUGACCACGAGAGACUCCACAAUGGGGAGAAGCCCUAUGAAUGUCGUGAGUGUGGGAAAACUUUCAUUAUGAGCAAGAGUUUCAUGGUCCAUCAGAAACUUCAUACACAGGAAAAAGCCUACAAAUGUGAGGAUUGUGGGAAGGCUUUCAGUUACAAUUCAAGCCUGCUGGUGCAUCGAAGAAUCCACACUGGGGAAAAGCCCUUUGAGUGCCGUGAGUGUGGAAGAGCUUUCAGUUCUAACAGAAACCUCAUUGAACAUAAGAGAAUCCACAGUGGUGAGAAACCGUAUGAGUGUAAUGAGUGUGGCAAAUGCUUCAUUCUGAAGAAAAGCCUCAUUGGACAUCAGAGGAUUCACACAAGGGAAAAAUCAUAUAAAUGCAGUGAUUGUGGGAAAGUCUUCAGUUACCGGUCAAACCUUAUAGCCCAUCAGAGAAUCCACACUGGCGAGAAGCCCUAUGCAUGUAGUGAGUGUGGGAAAGGCUUUACUUACAACAGAAACCUUAUUGAACAUCAAAGAAUUCACAGUGGGGAGAAAACCUACGAAUGUCAUAUAUGUAGAAAAGUCCUUACCUCUAGCAGAAAUCUAAUGGUACAUCAAAGAAUCCACACUGGAGAAAAACCUUAUAAAUGUAAUGAGUGUGGAAAAGACUUCAGUCAAAAUAAAAACCUUAUUGUACAUCAGAGAAUGCACACGGGGGAAAAACCUUAUGAGUGUGAGAAGUGUAGAAAAUCGUUUACUUCUAAAAGGAAUUUAGUUGGCCACCAGAGAAUCCACACAGGGGAGAAACCAUAUGGGUGUAAUGAUUGUAGUAAGGUUUUUAGGCAAAGAAAAAACCUUACUGUGCAUCAGAAAAUUCAUACAGUUGAAAAAGUCUGUGAAUGUCAUGAGUCUGAAAAAGAAUUCUCUCACACGUCAAACCUUCCUCUUCAACAAAAAAUCCAUACCAUGGAAGAAUUCUCUUGGCUUCAAAAUGCCAACGAGUUGAGCCCAAGAUAGAGAUUCAGAAAAUCUAGUGUCAUGUAAAGUGGAAUAGAAUUCCUACCUAUUUAAGUAAUUGUUGGAAAAAUGGCAAUAUAUGGCUCUUUUUGUUGUUAAU
Messenger RNA from Molossus molossus (Pallas's mastiff bat), 3356 nucleotides. RefSeq names its product zinc finger protein 197 (gene ZNF197). The record is from RefSeq and is a predicted model, not a curated record. The transcript is spliced from 6 exons. The coding region runs from base 173 to 3256 and encodes 1027 amino acids. NCBI's taxonomy places the organism in Eukaryota, Metazoa, Chordata, Mammalia, Chiroptera, Molossidae. Gene Ontology annotation, biological process: regulation of cytokine production; negative regulation of transcription by RNA polymerase II; regulation of immune system process.